CCCCUUCCCUGUCCCUCGUCCUCCUCAUUCUUCUUCAAUGGCCGCUACUAUAUAGAUGCUUUGCUUUGGCUCUCGGGCUCUGGCUAACUGCCGUCACCGCUCUGGUUUUAUUUUAUUUUUUUGUUUUAUUUUUGUUUGUUUGUUUUUGGUUGUUUUGGUGUAGUCAAAUAAAAGCUCUCUUCUAUAGCCUGUUUCUUUCGGGAAAACCAAAACAAACGGUAGCUAAUAGCUUCUUCAUCAGCUCUCUCUUUCUCUCGUUCUUUCUUUCAUCGUUUUUGUGUUAUAAUUUGUGGAGGAGAUGACGGCGGUGUGAUCUCUGAGCGGCCGCCGGAAAGAGAGGUGGUAUGGGGUCGUGUGUGUCGACGCCGGACCGGUGCGUCGGAAGGAGGCUGAGUUCCAAGAACAAGAGGAAGAAGAGUCGAAAAAGGUUGAAAUCAUCUCCGGCCAGGACUGCUCCGGUGUCGGAGGGAUCGCCGGGAAAGUAUGCCAGGUCUGCGGCAACUGAUCGCUCCACCACCAACAACCGCACUUUCCAAGAAAGUAUUGAAGAAGCAUGGUUUGAUCCGGUUGCAAUAUUGGAAUCUGACUGUGAUGAAGAUUUCCUAAGCGUACAGGAUGAUAUCUUAUCUCUUAAUGGCUUUGAACGUACUUCUGUAUCAAGUACUUCAUCCGCAAAAGAUGGCAAUUAUGGGGACUAUAUUAUUCGCGAUCUACAUGCCCCUUCAAUGGAGCAAUUGCAUAAAGCAGGGGAUUUAUCACCAGAAAAUUCUGCAAACUCUAUUAUCGUGGCACAAAAGGGCAAUAGACAAGUAUUUAAUGACGGUGAUUCCCAAGCUAAAUGUGAUGAUCAUUCAACUACUGAAGCAAAUCAACCUGUAUUCCUUGAUGAAAUCUCCUCCUCCGUGGAUGAAAGUUCUGCCAAGGAGGAUAGUAUAUUGGAUAAUUGUGGGAUUCUUCCAAGCAACUGUCUACCUUGUCUUGUUUCAACUGUUACCUCUGAUGAAAAGAGACGUUCACUAAGCUAUAGUCCACCAAGCGCAAGGAAAAAGUCUGCCUUAAAGCUUCCCUUCAAAUUGAAAGAACAUGCGAAUGCAAGUUUAUUUUCGUCAAAGGUGAUUCUAGAAAGACCAAUAGCAGGUUCCCAAGUUCCUUUUUGCCCUAUAGAAAAGAACAUGUUCGAUUCUUGGUCACAAAUUGAUCCAAGUACUUUCAAAAUUCGAGGAGUAAAUUAUCUUAGGGACAAGAAGAAGGAAUUUGCUGCGAACUAUGCUGCAUAUUAUCCAUUUGGUCUUGAUGUAUUUUUGUCCCAGCGGAAAAUUAAUCAUAUUGCUCAGUUUGUGAAACUCCCUGCUGCUAGUACUUCUGGAAAUCUGCCUGCUAUUCUUGUUGUAAAUGUACAGGUACCAUUGUAUCCCGCUGCAAUUUUUCAGGGCGAGACUGAUGGAGAAGGAAUGAAUUUCGUUUUGUACUUUAAGCUUAAUGAGACAUACUCAAAAGAACUUCCACCUCACUUUCAAGAAAGUAUCAGAAAAUUAAUUGAUGAUGAAGUCGAAAAGGUUAAAGGUUUUCCUGUGGAUACAAUUGCACCCUUUCGAGAAAGAUUGAAGAUAUUGGGACGUGUUGUUAAUGUGGAAGAUCUUCACUUAAAUACAGCAGAGAGGAAGCUUAUGCAGGCUUACAAUGAAAAACCUGUUCUUUCGCGACCUCAGCAUGAGUUCUACUCGGGAGAAAACUACCUUGAGAUUGACUUGGAUAUGCACAGAUUCAGUUAUAUAUCUAGGAAAGGGUUUGAAACAUUCCUAGAUAGACUAAAGAUCUGCAUCUUGGAUGUUGGCCUCACAAUUCAGGGGAACAAACCCGAAGAGUUGCCAGAGCAGAUCUUAUGUUGUAUACGGUUGAAUGGAAUUGACUACAUGAACUACAAUCAACUGGGGCUGAUGCAAGAUCCCCUUUUGACCCUGUAAGUUGUGGAACAGUGUAAAUCUAAAAUUUCAUUAAUAAAGCAAAAAUUCAGGAAAAAUUCUGUGUCAUCCUGUGUGUAGAAAAGGAAUCUCUCAUAUUCUGCAACGAAUUGAGGCGACAAUCCUUCAUAUGAUU
Molecule: messenger RNA, 2097 nt
Organism: Fragaria vesca subsp. vesca
Lineage: Eukaryota; Viridiplantae; Streptophyta; Magnoliopsida; Rosales; Rosaceae
Exons: 9
Coding region: 345-1964 (539 amino acids)
Source: RefSeq, a predicted model, not a curated record